AUGGAAGGGAACGGAAGCUACGCUGAUAAGACAAGAGUCUUGGAUAUCAAACCGUUGCGUACUCUAAGACCUGUUUUCCCUAGUGGGAAUCAAGCUCCUCCUUUUGUCUGUGCACCUCCUUUUGGACCUUUUCCUCCUGGAUUCUCACCAUUCUAUCCGUUUAGCUCCUCUCAAGUGAAUGGACAAACACCAGAUCUCUCUCAAGCUCAAAACCCACCUCAACGUCAGCCUCAGAUUCCACCUCAAACUCAACAUCAGCCUCAGAUUCCACCUCAAACUCAACACCAGCUUCAGAUUCCACCUCAACAGCAGCCUCAAAAUCUAACGGAACCUUCGUUGGUUACUUCUCUGAGGCCAUUUAGGUCUUCUGAGACGUCCAAUGGCGAAAAUGAGCCUGAGGGUUCAAUUGUGAAGAGGAAGACCCCUAAAAAGCGUCAGCUUUCUAGUGUGAAUUUCGAGAGUGGGAUUAGCGUGGCUGAAAGAGACAAUGGUAAUAGGGAGCUGGUGAUGAGUGUUCUUAUGCGGUUUGAUGCCUUGAGAAGAAGGUUUGCACAGCUAGAGGAUGCGGAGGACGCGAUACAAAAGUGGAAGACUGCUAAGUCGUUUACAAGGAAAGGACUGAUUCUCCCUGAUCUCACUUCCGGUGUUGAAAACAUAGCUGUUUCACUUGUAAAUGAAGUUGAUAACGAGAAUGGGCCUGGUUAUUUCACCUAUUCCACAACGGUUAAAUACUCCAUGUCUUUUCAGCUGACGCAGCCUUCUAGUGGAUGCGCUUGUGGCAACAAAUGCAAACCAGGGAACUUGGAAUGUCACUGCAUAAGGAAAAACGGAGCUAUGGAAGGAAACUUUGGAAGCUACACUGAUAAGACAAGAGUGUUGGAUAUCAAACCAUUGCGUACUCUAAGACCUGUUUUCCCUAGUGGGAAUCAAGCUCCUCCUUUUGUCUGUGCACCUCCUUUCGGUCCUUUUCCUCCUGGAUUCUCACCAUUCUAUCCGUUUAGUUCUUCUCAAGCAGCUAAUCAACACACUCCAGAUCUCAACCAAGCUCAGUAUCCAACGCCACAUCAACAUCAGGCUCAGAACAACUCAGAGCCUUCAUUGGUUACUCCUCUGAGGACAUUCAGGUCUCCUGAUACUACUACUUCUAAUGGCGACGUGGAGCCUGAGGGUUCAACUGUGAAGAGAAAGAUCGCUAAAAAGCGUACUCCACUUGUUUGUCCUGAGAAUUUUGACAGUGGGAUUAGCGUGGCUGAAAAAGAGAAUGGCAAUAGGAAGCUGGUGAUGAGUGUUGUUAUGCGUUUUGAUGCGUUGAGAAGAAGGUUUUCACAGCUGGAAGAUGCUAAGGAAACAGUUAGCGGGGCUAUCAAACGCCCUGAUUUAAAAGCAGGAUCUACUUCGGGUGUGCCUUCAAGGGAAGGACUCAUUCUCUCUGAUCUCACUUCCGGGGUUGAAAGCAUAGGCGUUUCACUUGUGAAUGACGUUGAUGCUGAGAAUGGCCCUCCUUAUUUCACCUACUCCACAACUGUGAACUACUCAGAUUCGUUUAAGCUGACACAGCCUUCUAUUGGGUGUGAUUGUAGCAACUCUUGCAAGCCAGGGAACUUGAACUGUCAUUGCAUAAGGAAAAAUGGAGGGAUGAUCUUUUGA
Eruca vesicaria subsp. sativa (arugula) is the source of this 1647-nucleotide messenger RNA. The record is from the annotation of a GenBank genome assembly. Lineage: Eukaryota; Viridiplantae; Streptophyta; Magnoliopsida; Brassicales; Brassicaceae.